Messenger RNA from Hordeum vulgare subsp. vulgare (domesticated barley), 1102 nucleotides. RefSeq names its product myb-related protein 308-like. NCBI's taxonomy places the organism in Eukaryota, Viridiplantae, Streptophyta, Magnoliopsida, Poales, Poaceae. The coding region runs from base 139 to 951 and encodes 270 amino acids. The transcript has 2 exons. The record is from RefSeq and is a predicted model, not a curated record.
CCGUCACGCCCCCCAUAUAUACGCACGCCUCUGCCCUCCACGGCGCGGCCACCACACCUCUCCUCACCCCUCCCCUGCCGCACACAACCGCGAGCUCAAACUCCGAGCAGGGCCGCCAUAGCCGGCGUCGUCAUCGGCAUGGGGAGGUCGCCGUGCUGCGAGAAGGCGCACACCAACAAGGGGGCUUGGACCAAGGAGGAGGACCAGCGCCUGAUCGGCUACAUCAAGGCCCACGGCGAGGGCUGCUGGCGCUCGCUGCCCAAGGCCGCCGGCCUCCUCCGCUGCGGCAAGAGCUGCCGCCUCCGCUGGAUGAACUACCUCCGCCCUGACCUCAAGCGCGGCAACUUCACCGACGACGACGACGAGCUCAUCAUCAAGCUCCACGCCCUCCUCGGCAACAAGUGGUCGUUGAUAGCGGGGCAGCUCCCCGGCCGGACGGACAACGAGAUCAAGAACUACUGGAACACGCACAUCAAGCGCAAGCUCCUCAACCGCGGCAUGGACCCGCACACGCACCGCCCCAUCAGCGCCGCCGCCGCCAGCGGGCUCACCGCGUCGACCACCGCCCCCGUCUUCCCUUCCUCCCCGGCGCCGGCGUCCAGGCUCGCCAGCGCGCCUUUCGCCUCCUACCCGGGCAGCACCGUGAGCUUCGCCAGGCCCUCGCCGUCGGACGACGGGCACAGCAGCAGCGGCGGGAGCAGCGACGCGCCACGGUGCCCGGACCUGAACCUGGACCUCGACCUCGACCUGUCCAUGAGUCUGCCGUGCUCGCCGCCCAAGGCUGCGCCACCCGCCAGGUCCACGCUCACGUCGCACCAGCAGCAGGGCAUCUGCCUGUGCUACCACCUCGGCGUCCGCAACGGGGAGGCAUGCACCUGCAAGACGGCGUCGCCGGCGGGCCCGCGCGUGUUCCGGUUUCUCCGGCCACUGGAGGAGGGUCAAUACAUAUAGCACACUAGGCAGCCCCCAAAAAACUCUGUACAAAGCACAAAAAUGGAGGAAAGAGAGAGAAAAAAGUUUCUAAUUGAGAUUAGCUGAUGUGGAUUAUGAUUUCUCAAGUUUGGCCUCAUCCCAAAUACUAUGAUUCAUUUCUUCUUGGAUA